UCUACAUUUCUUUCUAGGGUGUAGCAGCUACUGAAGUAAAGAUUUAAAGGAGGUCUGAUGACAACGAAAGGAAACUUUCCUGUGACAGCAGGAUCUAUAGUUGUCCCUUAUGGGCACGUGAUUGGAAAUGAGAAGUGGAGAGGGUCAGAGAUAGCCCAAAGGCUACAAGGGAAAAUUAGACUCAUCUUUGAAGAUGGCUUGGGACUUGUGGAUUUUCAUCUUUCAAACAGAACUUGUGUUUUAUAUAUUUCUGAAGCAGAUUUGGUUGCAGGAGAUGAAUUCAAGCGAAGAUUGGUUCGGUUUAGAAAUGCCAGCAGUCUUGGGGGAAUUGUGAUUGUGGAGAGAACCCAAAUAAGUGAUCAGUAUUUCUUAGCAGUACAAAAGCUUGUUGUGCUAGAACUUGGAAUGGUGUUGCUCCCUGUGGCAAAUCAAGGAGAAGCUUCUCAACUUAUUACUCAGCUAGUCCGUGAACAAAGUAAGGAUCACAACAGUAACCCCUUUCUUCGUAAACAGUGUUCUCAGUUGGCAGAGCCAUUAGUGUUUCGAACGGUGCAACAAAUUCCAGGCGUUGGGAAAACAAAAGCUCUGCUUUUGCUGCAACAGUUUGGAAGCAUCCACCGACUUUGUAACGCAUCUGUCGAAGAGCUGGAACUAGUAGUUGGACAAACGGUAGCACAACAAAUUCACACUUUUUUAUGUUCCUGA
Molecule: messenger RNA, 705 nt
Organism: Pterocles gutturalis (yellow-throated sandgrouse)
Lineage: Eukaryota; Metazoa; Chordata; Aves; Pterocliformes; Pteroclidae
Gene: FAAP24
Product: chromosome unknown open reading frame, human C19orf40
Exons: 4
Coding region: 58-705 (215 amino acids)
Biological process (GO): interstrand cross-link repair
Cellular component (GO): Fanconi anaemia nuclear complex
Molecular function (GO): chromatin binding
Source: RefSeq, a predicted model, not a curated record